Molecule: messenger RNA, 1155 nt
Organism: Ostreobium quekettii
Lineage: Eukaryota; Viridiplantae; Chlorophyta; Ulvophyceae; Bryopsidales; Ostreobiaceae
Source: the annotation of a GenBank genome assembly
AUGCUGAUUGUCGUUAUCACUUGCUCACGAUGCCUAGGUGGCAAACCCUUGGCGGAUGCGCCUUCUACCCAUAGUGCCCCUGCUGGGACCAGCAACUUCCCAGGAUCGAGCAAGUUGCCAUGCUGGUGGAGUGCGGAACAGGCGAUGAAGCAGCAGCCUGGAAGGGAUCGAAAAAGGCAAAGGCAGUCCACAAGUGACAGCAAGCCUGCACAUGAGGCACUCGAUGGAUUCGAGGCUAUCUCAACGGCUCUCCAGCAGUACAAUCCCCUGCUCCGAUCUGCUCCAUGCUCUGCGCCAUCCAGUAACCAGGACGAUCAGACUGCUUGGAGAUUUUCGCGAAUGGCACCAGGGCCAUUUCCUUUUGUCCCCAACCCUGGUGAGGGCACCUCCAGCGGCCCUGCCUGUGUGCUGGGCAGUAGCCUGUGCAGUGCCUAUGGCAGCAUGCAAAAUUCGUCUGCCAAUGUCAACGAAUCGUUUGUGGGGAGCAACGUUCUGAAUGGCAGUAACAACUCAAGCCACUCCAGCCAAGGCGGUGGGAGCGAUGGGGGCAAGGCGAGUGGCCACAAUGGGCAGAGUGCAUGGAAUCAUAUGGAUCCAUCGCGAUGGACCACUGCCAUGCAGGGAGCACCUGACUUGUCACAGUCCUUGCUAGUCACCUCAUGGAUGCCAAGCACAGCUGCAAGCCCAACUGGGCCGUUCUUGAUGCAUGGGCACCAGCAAUGGGGCUCAAACCCAAUGGGAGCAAUGAAGGGUGCAGCAGACAGCACCGGCUGUGACGGGAGUGGUAGACAAAGACCAGGGGAGUCCUGUGCACUGGCCAACAAUGACUGCUCAUUUCCACCGGUGGCCUCCAUGGCAUCAUCAGGAAUGACCCCUGAGUCGAUUGGCAUGCUGCUGAGCCAGCUGGGAGCGAAUCCCUAUGUGCAGAAUCAGAUGCAACAGAACUGCUUAGCGCAGUUAUUGCUGAUGCAGAGUCAGAACAUGCAGAUGGGAAUGAGACCCAAGGCAGUGGGUCAGCCUCCUGCGCCAGGGGCUGCUCCUCUUCCCGAUGAGGGCAAUUCACAGCUGUUGAAUUUGCUGAUGCAGUCUGGUUGGAGUCACUCAGAGUCCAUGAGUGGAGUGAGACAGUCGCCACAGCAGAUGUCCCAGAAAUGA